UUACCAGCGAGUGGUGACGUUUCUUACUGAGCGGAAGCUACUGGGACAUAUACUGCUGUUGGGGGUGAUAUUUAGAAAGUGGUUGGGGGGCUUCUAUAGCUUGCUAAGGGGUGGAAGUCCGGGCAGGGCCCGUCCCAUAAGGGGCGGAAAUAAGCGGCUGAAGACACCGGUAUAAGAAACUGGUUACACGAAGGUUUAGCCUGUUCACCUGAAAGAAGCCAAAAUGGUUUUAGCAGACCUUGGGCGGAAGAUUACGUCGGCUUUGCGCUCCUUGAGCAAUGCCACCAUUAUUAAUGAAGAGGUGCUCGGUGCUAUGCUCAAAGAAGUAUGCACAGCCUUACUUGAAGCAGAUGUCAACAUCAAGCUUGUAAAACAACUGAGGGAAAAUGUGAAGUCUGCGAUCGAUCUGGAAGAAAUGGCAUCUGGUCUAAAUAAGAGGAAGAUGAUACAGCAUGCCGUCUUCAAGGAGCUUGUCAAGCUUGUUGAUCCUGGAGUAAAAGCAUGGACACCCACUAAAGGAAAACCAAAUGUUAUAAUGUUUGUAGGAUUACAAGGAAGUGGAAAAACAACUACAUGUUCAAAGCUGGCAUAUUACUAUCAGAGAAAGGGUUGGAAGACGUGUUUGAUAUGUGCUGACACAUUCAGAGCAGGAGCCUUUGACCAGUUGAAACAGAACGCCACAAAAGCCAGGAUACCGUUUUAUGGAAGUUAUACAGAGAUGGAUCCAGUGAACAUAGCCUAUGAAGGUGUAGAAAAAUUUAAGAAUGAGAACUUUGAAAUAAUCAUUGUGGAUACGAGCGGUCGGCACAAGCAAGAAGAUUCCCUCUUUGAAGAAAUGCUUCAAGUUUCCAAUGCCGUACAACCAGAUAAUAUAGUAUACGUUAUGGAUGCCUCAAUUGGACAAGCUUGUGAAGCUCAGGCCAAAGCCUUUAAAGAUAAAGUGGAUGUAGCGUCAGUGAUUGUAACCAAACUGGAUGGCCAUGCGAAAGGAGGAGGUGCUCUCAGUGCCGUUGCAGCAACAAAGAGCCCAAUCAUUUUUAUUGGAACAGGAGAGCACAUAGAUGACUUUGAACCAUUUAAAACACAGCCGUUCAUCAGCAAACUCUUAGGAAUGGGAGACAUUGAAGGUUUGAUUGAUAAAGUGAACGAGUUGAAGCUAGAUGAUAACGAAGCCCUUAUAGAGAAGUUGAAGCAUGGUCAGUUCACCUUGAGAGACAUGUAUGAACAGUUUCAAAAUAUCAUGAAAAUGGGUCCAUUUAGCCAGAUUCUGGGGAUGAUUCCUGGUUUUGGGCAAGAUUUUAUGAGCAAGGGUAAUGAGCAGGAAUCCAUGGCUCGACUGAAAAAGCUUAUGACCAUAAUGGACAGCAUGAAUGACCAGGAGCUUGAUAAUACAGAUGGCGCCAAGCUCUUCAGCAAACAACCUGGGAGAAUUCAAAGAGUGGCCCGGGGAUCUGGAGUGUCUACAAGAGAUGUACAGGAGCUGCUAGCACAAUACACAAAGUUUGCACAAAUGGUUAAAAAAAUGGGAGGCAUCAAAGGACUCUUCAAAGGAGGGGACAUGUCGAAAAAUGUAAAUCCAUCACAAAUGGCCAAACUAAAUCAACAGAUGGCAAAAAUGAUGGACCCAAGAGUGUUACAGCACAUGGGUGGAAUGGCCGGCCUUCAGUCUAUGAUGCGACAAUUUCAACAAGGAGCUGCAGGAAAUAUGAAAGGAAUGAUGGGAUUUAACAACAUGUAACAAUUGCCUUCAAACACCGUUGACCCAUCACUUGGCAUCAUUCCUACUGUGAACUGCAAAGCUUCUCUGGCAGAAAGGUAGCCCUGAUUCUCCUGGAAGACCCCGUGAAAUAAAGUGGAUAAAGAGACUAAGAGAUUAUAUGUAGUCAUUUUACGAUGGUUCCUUCAACUAUUUUAACUUUUGCGUUGGAGUUUUGUUAACUUCAGACAAGGGCAAGGAUAUCAAGUUUUAAAUUAUAAAACAAAUAAACCUAUUUUGAAAAAAAAAAAACUACCAGACAUAAAGUAAGUUUUUACAACCAUGUUUGUAUACACUUCAAGCUCACUGGUAAGUCCCUGGAAAAUUUGUCUGCUGUAAAAUAAAUUUCUGAAUUAUUGUCA
Pseudophryne corroboree (corroboree frog) is the source of this 2118-nucleotide messenger RNA. RefSeq names its product signal recognition particle 54 (gene SRP54). Lineage: Eukaryota; Metazoa; Chordata; Amphibia; Anura; Myobatrachidae. Gene Ontology annotation, molecular function: GTP binding; 7S RNA binding; GTPase activity. The record is from RefSeq and is a predicted model, not a curated record. Gene Ontology annotation, biological process: SRP-dependent cotranslational protein targeting to membrane; SRP-dependent cotranslational protein targeting to membrane, translocation. Gene Ontology annotation, cellular component: cytosol; signal recognition particle, endoplasmic reticulum targeting. Bases 224 to 1738 code for a protein of 504 amino acids. The transcript has 16 exons.